AUGGCGAAGAGUAUUCUGGUUACCGGCGGUGCCGGUUACAUAGGGAGCCAUACGGUGCUGCAGCUUUUACUUGGCGGUUACGGCAUCGUGGUUGUUGAUAAUCUCGACAACUCCUCUGAUAUUGCUCUUAAAAGAGUUAAAGAACUCGCCGGUGAUUUCGGUAAAAACCUCGUCUUUCACCAGGUUGAUCUCCGGGAUAAGCCAGCACUGGAAAAAAUUUUUGCCAGGACAAAAUUUGAUGCUGUCAUUCACUUUGCUGGGCUGAAAGCGGUUGGUGAGAGUGUGCAGAAACCAUUGCUUUACUUUAACAACAAUCUCAUUGGAACAAUUACCCUGCUAGAAGUUAUGACUUCCCAUGGAUGCAAGCAGUUGGUGUUUUCAUCUUCGGCUACUGUUUAUGGUUGUCCAAAGGAGGUUCCAUGUACAGAAGAGUUUCCUUUGUCUGCUGCCAGCCCAUACGGAAGAACCAAGCAUGGAUUCUUUAUCUUUGAACGUAGCUGUCAUCUGACAAGCUUCAUCUUUCAGCUCUUCAUUGAAGGGAUCUGCUGUGAUAUCUACCGUUCAGACUCUGAAUGGAAGAUCAUUUUGCUUAGAUACUUCAAUCCAGUUGGUGCACAUCCAAGUGGUCAUAUUGGUGAGGAUCCACUUGGAAUUCCAAACAAUCUCAUGCCCUAUGUGCAGCAAGUUGCUGUUGGCAGGCGGCCUCAUCUAACCGUUUAUGGAACUGAUUAUUCAACUAAAGAUGGCACUGGGGUACGUGAUUACAUUCAUGUUGUUGAUUUAGCGGAUGGGCACAUUGCUGCAUUGCGUAAGCUCUCUGAUGCUAAUAUAGGUUGUGAAGUGUACAACUUGGGAACAGGAAAAGGUACAUCCGUUCUGGAGAUGGUUGCGGCAUUUGAAAAGGCAUCUAGAAAGAAAAUUCCCCUUGUAAUGGCCGCUCGGCGACCUGGUGAUGCUGAAAUUGUGUAUGCAGCAACAGAGAAGGCAGAACGUGAAUUGAAUUGGAAGGCAAAAUAUGGCAUUGAUGAGAUGUGUAGGGAUCAAUGGAACUGGGCCGGCAAGAACCCUUAUGGCUAUGGAUCUUCUGACAGCACUAACUAAAGUUCAUACCCGUAUCUAUCACAGACUGAUAUUAUCCUAGAAUAAGCUGCCGUGCCAUGCUGGUUUGCUUCUGUUUAAAAGGUUCAAUUUGUUGUCCCUAUUGUGGAAUAGGGACAAUUUUUGUAAGAUAACAUAUCGAUAUUCACUCUCUAACGAAGAACCCUUUUCUAA
Molecule: messenger RNA, 1272 nt
Organism: Populus nigra (black poplar)
Lineage: Eukaryota; Viridiplantae; Streptophyta; Magnoliopsida; Malpighiales; Salicaceae
Product: UDP-glucose 4-epimerase 2-like
Exons: 9
Coding region: 1-1101 (366 amino acids)
Biological process (GO): rRNA processing; galactose metabolic process
Cellular component (GO): cytosol
Molecular function (GO): RNA binding; UDP-glucose 4-epimerase activity
Source: RefSeq, a predicted model, not a curated record